This is a messenger RNA of Erinaceus europaeus (western European hedgehog), 4442 nucleotides long. It is a transcript of the gene RECK, whose product is annotated as reversion inducing cysteine rich protein with kazal motifs. The record is from RefSeq and is a predicted model, not a curated record. Gene Ontology annotation, cellular component: plasma membrane. NCBI's taxonomy places the organism in Eukaryota, Metazoa, Chordata, Mammalia, Eulipotyphla, Erinaceidae. The transcript is spliced from 21 exons. The coding region runs from base 77 to 2992 and encodes 971 amino acids. Gene Ontology annotation, biological process: sprouting angiogenesis; extracellular matrix organization; blood vessel maturation. Gene Ontology annotation, molecular function: protein binding; metalloendopeptidase inhibitor activity.
CGUGGCCGCCGAGAGCUGCGGUGGCGGCCAGGCUGGGUCCGAGCAUCCCGCGGCUCCGGACCCGCCCGGCCCGGACAUGGCGACCGUCCGGGCCUCCCUGAGUGGCGCGCUGCUGCUUCUCCUGGCCGUGGCAAGGGUCGCCGAGGUGGCGGGGGCCCUGGCCCCGGGCAGCGUGGGUGCAUUGUGUUGUAAUCAUUCAAAAGAUAACCAGAUGUGCCGUGAUGUAUGUGAACAGAUAUUCUCUUCAAAAAGUGAAUCCCGACUAAAACAUCUGCUCCAGCGAGCUCCAGAUUAUUGCCCGGAAACAAUGGUUGAAAUUUGGGGUUGUAUGAAUUCGUCUUUACCAGGUGUAUUUAAGAAGUCUGAUGGCUGGGUUGGCUUAGGCUGCUGUGAACUGGCUAUUACCUUGGAAUGUCGACAGGCUUGCAAGCAGGCAUCUUCAAAAAAUGAUAUUUCCAAGGUUUGCAGAAAAGAAUAUGAGAAUGCUCUUUUCAGUUGCAUUAGCAGAAAUGAAAUGGGCUCAGUCUGUUGCAGCUAUGCGGGUCAUCACACAAACUGUCGUGAAUACUGUCAAGCCAUUUUCCGAACAGACUCUUCUCCUGGUCCAUCUCAGAUCAAAGCAGUGGAAAAUUAUUGUGCUUCUAUUAGUCCACAGUUAAUACACUGUGUGAACAAUUAUACCCAGUCUUAUCCAAUGAGGAAUCCAACAGAUAGUUUAUAUUGCUGUGACAGAGCUGAAGACCAUGCUUGUCAAAAUGCCUGCAAGAGAAUUCUGAUGUCUAAGAAAACAGAAAUGGAGAUUGUCGAUGGCCUCAUUGAGGGUUGUAAGAACCAGCCCUUGCCUCAAGAUCCUCUUUGGCAGUGUUUUCUUGAAAGCUCACAAUCUGUUCACCCUGGAGUCACUGUACACCCCCCUCCCUCUACGGGCCUUGACGGGGCUAAAUUGCAUUGUUGUUCUAAAGCAAACACGUCAACCUGUAGGGAACUGUGUACUAAGCUUUAUAGCACAAGCUGGGGCAAUACACAGAGUUGGCAAGAAUUUGAUCGCUUUUGUGAAUAUAAUCCAGUGGAAGUGUCCAUGUUGACCUGUUUAGCAGAUGUUCGAGAACCUUGCCAGUUGGGCUGUAGAAACCUUACUUACUGCACUAAUUUCAACAACAGACCAACAGAACUUUUCAGGAGUUGUAAUACUCAGUCAGAUCAAGGCGCCAUGAAUGACAUGAAGCUGUGGGAGAAAGGAAGCAUAAAGAUGCCAUUUAUCAGCAUACCUGUUCUGGACAUUAACAAAUGCCAACCGGAAAUGUGGAAAGCAGUCGCUUGUUCCCUCCAGAUUAAACCUUGUCACAGUAAAUCCCGGGGAAGUAUUAUUUGCAAAUCAGAUUGUGUGGAGAUUCUCAAGAAAUGUGGGGACCAGAAUAAAUUCCCUGAAGACCAUACAGCUGAAAGUAUCUGUGAGCUUCUGUCACCUACAGAUGACCUAGAGAAUUGUAUACCUUUGGAUACAUACCUUAGGCCAAGUACUUUAGGUAACAUUGUAGAAGAAGUGACUCAUCCCUGUAACCCAAACCCAUGUCCUGCGAGUGAACUCUGUGAGGUAAACCGGAAAGGUUGUCCAUCUGAGGACCCCUGCCUUCCAUACUCUUGUGUUCAAGGUUGCAAAUUAGGAGAAGCUUCUGACUUCAUCGUUCGUCAAGGAACACUGAUCCAGGUGCCGUCAUCCGCAGGGGAAGUUGGUUGUUACAAAAUUUGCUCAUGCGGACAAAGUGGGCUUUUAGAAAACUGUUCAGAGAUGCACUGCAUAGACCUCCAGAAGUCGUGUAUUGUUGGAGGGAAAAGGAAAAGCCAUGGAACUUCCUUUAACAUCGACUGCAAUGUCUGCUCUUGCUUUGCUGGCAAUUUGGUGUGUUCCACCCGCCUGUGCCUCAGUGAGCACAGCUCAGAAGAUGACCGCCGCUCUUUUACAGGGCUGCCCUGUAACUGUGCAGAUCAGUUUGUCCCGGUGUGUGGGCAGAAUGGACGCACUUACCCUAGUGCCUGCAUUGCACGCUGUGUGGGUCUCCAAGACCACCAGUUCGAAUUUGGGUCAUGUAUUGCAAAGGAUCCAUGUAAUCCUAACCCAUGCCCAAAAAACCAAAGGUGCAUACCCAGGCCACAAGUCUGCCUCACGACUUUUGAUAAAUUUGGAUGUAGUCAAUAUGAGUGUUUGCCAAGACAGCUCACCUGUGACCAGGCUCGAGAUCCUGUUUGUGACACAAGCCACAUGGAGCACAGCAAUCUGUGCACUUUGUACCAGAGAGGGAAAAGCCUCUUAUACCAAGGCCCAUGCCAGCCCUUCUGCAGAGCCACGGAACCCGUCUGUGGGCACAACGGAGAGACCUACAGCAGCAUGUGCGCUGCCUACUCAGACCGGGUGGCGAUUGACUACCACGGGCCCUGCCAGGCCGUGGGCGUCCUCUCAGACCACAGUUCUGCUGCAGAGUGUGCGGCGGUCAAGUGUCCUUCACUCUCAGCAGCUGAGUGCAAACCCAUCAUCCCGCCUGGUGCUUGUUGUCCUUUGUGUGCUGGGAUGUUGAGAGUUUUAUUUGACAGAGAAAAACUGGAUACUAUUGCUAAGGUCACAAACAAGAAGCCAAUAACAAUUCUGGAAAUACUUCAGAAGAUCCGCACGCACGUGUCUGUCCCACAGUGUGACGUGUUCGGCUACUUGAGCAUUGAAUCGGAAAUCGUGGUCCUGAUCAUCCCUGUCGAUCAUUAUCCCAAAGCUUUGCAGGUUGAAGCCUGCAACAAAGAGGCUGAGAAGAUCGAGUCCCUCAUCAACUCUGACAGCCCUACCCUGACAUCCCACAUCCCUCUCUCUGCCCUCAUCAUUUCCCAGGUACAGGUGUCCAGCAGUGUGCCAUCAGCCAGCGUCAGGGCCAGACCUCCCGGCCUUUCCCUCCUCUUCCUCCUCGGCCUGGGCCUUGCCUUGUUCUUGCCAUGCACACAAAAGUGACCGCCGUUGCAAAGCUCAGAAGGUUCCUCAGUCUAAUUUUUCUACCUUGUGAAGGACAUACAAGACUGCUGGUUUGCAGUUGAACCCUGACCAAGUGAAAGAGCUUGGCUGCUCUACUUACCACACAGUAUUUUUUUUUAAUCCACCAGUAUUAGUAGGAUUUUUGUUUCAUUAUUACAAAUGUUAUAAUCUGUUUUCUGCAAAUACUGUUAGUGAAAGGCAGGCAUCUCCACCCAGUGAGUCCGUCGUCUUAUGAUUCACAUGUUGCUCAUUAGAUACCCCCCCCCACUUCAAAUCCUGUAUCGCUGACAAAUGACAGUCACUUCUUAGCGAUAUUACUCACUUUUCUACAGACUUCAUGUCAGAGUCCCUUCCAGUGUUAAGGUUCCCCAGUGUAACUGUGUCUUUCUAAGAGCUAGGGGGUUGCAGUGAAGAGCCACUCUGUUAAGGUAUGAAAGAGAGGUAAAGUGUGUUCAGAAGUAUUGUGUGAAUCAUCAGGCAAAUUUAAAUUAAUUUAUACAAAUUUAAUUAGGAAUGCUUCUAUUGUGUUAAGCAAAAGCAUACUGACUCUCCGACAUUCACAUAAUCAUAUAUCGUGACUGUCUCCUGGGUUACUGGUGUGGGCCUGUGACCCUUGUGAAUGGGAGAAAUUAUAUCCCGUCAAAGCAUCUUGCAUUAUACAUUUCUAUAUUAACCAGAUGAGACUUCUCAGUAUUCGUCUGAGUUAGAGUUUUUAAAACAUCAGUCUUUUAACCAAUUGCUGCUACUUAUAUAAUUGCCAAAAAAAAAAAAUGAGAUGAGUAGUUCAUGUAAAUAAUACAUGAUCAUUCUACUUUAUUCUGAGGUGAAUAGCCAUAUUUGUAAAGUGACAAUCGUGUGUGUUGGCACAGCGCCUUCUGUUUAGGAAGGCACACUUGCUGUUCUGUAAUAAUGCAUAAUGUAGAUAAAUGUCCUGUCAGACUUUCUUUUUUGAUAUAGAAUUAUAAAGAAUCGUGAUUGAUAUUUAAAAAAUGUCGAUCUAAGUAUUAAAAUGUUUGCAUGUGUCUUAAAGUGAAUACUGUCUACGGCCACACCGCCUGAACACGCCCGAUCUUGUCUGAUCUCAGAAGCUGCGCGGGGUCGGGCCUGGUCAGUACUUGGAUGGGAGAAAUUGAAUCCUUUGAAUGUGUAUCACAGUUUGAAAUAAGCUAUUCAGUGUAAUACUUGUUGAUAUGCACCUAGACUUGGAUUUCACAUGAAGUAUUUUUUCAGUAUUAUGUGUACCCUCUGAAAUAUGUAAGGAUGUACUUACGAUACCAAAAUGUUGUUUCCAAGCGGGCACUUAAAGCUUUCAGAAUCUCUCAGUGCUGGUGUAGCAUGUUUGUUGCAAUUGCUUUUGUUUUCUAUAUAAAUAUUUUCAAUGCAAUAUACUGGAAAUCUUUUCUAUUUUAAUAAAAAUUAUUUUAUAUGA